CGAGGCGGACCGGAAGCAGGCGGCAGAAGGGCCGCGCUCCUCGUCGGCGCGGCGCGGCGCGGCGCGGCUCCCGGCUCCUCUCGGCUCCUCUCCUCUUUCCCUUCCCCGCCGCAGCGGGGGGGCGCGCGCUCCUUCCAGCCGCCGCCAACCGCCCUCGCCGCCGCCAUGUCGCGGCGGCGGCACAGCGAUGAGAGCGACGGGCAGCCCCACAAGAGGCGGAGGACGUCCGAGCCGUCGGAGAUCGAAGAGAGGCUCGAGUCGCUGAUAUGCCGGGUGGGAGAGAAGAGUACCUCAUCCUUGGAGAGCAACUUGGAGGGCCUAGCUGGUGUUUUGGAAGCUGAUCUACCAAACUACAAAAGCAAGAUACUAAGAAUUCUGUGUACUGUUGCACGUCUGUUACCAGAAAAGCUUACUGUUUACACAACACUAGUUGGGUUGCUGAAUGCCAGGAACUACAACUUUGGUGGAGAGUUUGUAGAAGCCAUGAUUCGUCAGCUUAAAGAAUGUCUGAAAGUCAAUAUGUAUAAUGAAGCUGUGUAUUUAGUUCGUUUUCUAUCUGAUCUUGUGAAUUGUCAUGUGAUAGCUGCACCUUCAAUGGUAGCUAUGUUUGAGAACUUUGUGAGCGUGACACAAGAGGAAGAUGUACCCCAAGUACGAUGUGACUGGUAUAUGUAUGCAUUUCUGUCAUCUUUGCCUUGGGUUGGAAAAGAAUUGUAUGAGAAAAAGGAUGCUGAAAUGGAUCGCCUCUUGUCUCAGACAGAAAGCUAUCUGAAACGCCGCCAGAAGAUUCAUGUACCCAUGUUACAAGUUUGGACUGCUGAUAAACCUCAUCCGCAAGAAGAAUAUUUAGACUGCCUUUGGUCUCAGAUUCAGAAGUUGAAAAAAGAUCGUUGGCAAGAACGACAUAUUCUGAGGCCCUACUUGGCUUUUGACAGCAUUCUUUGUGAAGCAUUGCAACACAAUCUGCCUCCAUUCACUCCUCCACCUCACACUGAGGAUUCAGUGUACCCAAUGCCAAGGGUUAUUUUUAGGAUGUUUGACUACACGGAUGAUCCUGAGGGCCCUGUCAUGCCUGGCAGUCACUCCGUUGAACGAUUUGUAAUAGAAGAGAACCUUCACUGCAUCAUCAAAUCCCACUGGAAAGAGAGAAAGACUUGUGCUGCACAGCUGUUGAGCUAUCCAGGAAAUAACAAGAUCCCCUUGAAUUACCAUAUAGUAGAGGUAAUAUUUGCAGAAUUGUUCCAGCUUCCAUCUCCACCACAUAUCGAGGUCAUGUACACAACUCUCCUCAUUGAACUGUGCAAACUUCAGCCUGGCUCUUUACCACAAGUUCUUGCACAAGCCACAGAAAUGCUCUACAUGCGUUUGGAUACAAUGAAUACAACAUGUAUAGACAGGUUUAUUAACUGGUUUUCUCACCACCUGAGUAACUUUCAGUUCCGUUGGAGCUGGGAAGACUGGUCUGAUUGUCUUACUCAGGACCUUGAAAAGCCAAAACCCAAAUUUGUGAGAGAAGUUUUAGAAAAAUGCAUGAGGCUCUCCUACCAUCAACGAAUAAUAGACAUUGUUCCUGCAAGCUUUUCUGUCCUCAGUCCUGCAAAUCCAGUGUGCAUUUACAAAUAUGGAGAUGAAAGUAAUAGGUCUCUUCCUGGAUAUACUGUAGCCCUCUGUUUAACAAUUGCAAUUAAAAAUAAGGCCAGUAAUGAUGAAAUCUUCAGCAUUUUAAAAGAUGUGCCUAAUCCAAACCAAGAUGAUGAUGAUGAUGAAGGAUUUACCUUCAACCCUCUGAAAAUAGAAGUUUUUGUUCAAACUCUGCUUCAUCUAGCUGCAAAAUCUUUCAGCCACUCCUUCAGUGCCCUGGCCAAGUUUCAUGAAGUCUUCAAAACACUUGCUGAAAGUGACGAGGGGAAACUCCAUGUCCUGAGGGUUGUAUAUGAGGUUUGGAAAAAUCAUCCACAGAUGAUUGCUGUGCUUGUUGACAAGAUGAUUCGGACACAAAUCGUUGAUUGUGCUGCAGUAGCAAACUGGAUCUUUUCUUCAGAGCUUGCACAUGAUUUUACUAGGUUUUAUAUUUGGGAAAUCUUACAUUCCACAAUUCGUAAAAUGAACAAGCAUGUUCUGAAGAUUCACAAAGAACUGGAGGAGACUAAGGCAAGAUUGGCACGGCAGCACAAAAGACGAGAUAGCGAUGAUGAUGAUGAUGAUGAUGACCGAAGUAGUGAUCGGGAAGACGGACCACUAGAAGAGCAGAUAGAGCGCUUGCAGGAGAAAGUCGAGUCAGCCCAGAGCGAGCAGAAGAAUCUUUUUCUUGUCAUAUUUCAGCGCUUCAUUAUGUUGUUAACUGAGCACUUGGUGCGAUGUGAAACUGGUGGAAUUGAUGUAUUUACACCUUGGUACAAGAGUUGUAUAGAGAGAUUGCAGCAAAUCUUCCUACAGCAUCACCAGAUAAUCCAACAGUACAUGGUGACCCUGGAGAAUCUCCUGUUUACAGCUGAACUGGACCAUCACAUACUGGCUGUGUUUCAGCAAUUCUGUGCUCUGCAGGCUUGAAGAUUGUUCAUGUGCAGAGACUUGUCUGCAGGACUUUAAUGAAUAUAUUUUUUUUUUAUGGGAAGACUUGACCUGGGGAAGGAAGAAACUUUUUCAUUAAAACUGGCUUUCUUGUGUUCCUGUAUAGAACAAUGCAGUACUCUAACCAACAGCAACUCUGUAAACAUUGUAAGCCUUAUUAGCUAUGACUGAUAGAGGAUUGACAUGAAGUAAUGUGUGAAUUCUUUUAAUCUGUCCUUUUAUUUGGUUUGAAUCUUGCAUUCAUGAUAGUAUUUUUUGUUGUUUUUCCCCACUGUUUAUAUAAAAAUAAAAAAUAGGCAAAAAAAUCGUAUAGAAUUUGUUACCUCUGCCUGCCCCUUAAAGCAAAGGAACUACAGAAAUUUGAAACAGAUCAUAGUGUUUUAUAAGUGUAAAGGGAAAUGCACCUUUCUAUGAGCAGUGUGAUAAGUUCUCUGUAGUAUGGCACAGGAGAAGUGUCUUAACUUUGGGCAUGUGAAACACUGAGUAAAGCUUUCAAAGUAGCAUAGAUCAUAUGGGUUUGUUUAUUGCCAAACCAACUAGAUUUUCAUUUUGAAAGAACAUGGAUGUAAUACAAUAUGUUUUUUUUUUUUUUUUAAUGUAUUGUCUGGUGUCUUAUUACAGUAACUGUAAACAACCCAUAAAGGAACUUCAUAAACCUCUAAAACCAAAAUGCGAGCCUUUAUGCAGCAUGGUCAAAAAAUAAUGACCUAUCUAACAGUAGUCCUAAUUGGUAGAGAUGGGGCAAAACUUCUAUUUUGGUACUGCAAACCAUACCUAGGUGUUGGCAGAUCCAGCCUCAAGUACUGCGGGUGAGGGAAGGGCAACACGUAGCCUGUUUUAUUUCAGCCUCUAACUAUGUGGGCUGUUGAGCUUGCAGUGGUUCGGACCUACAGGUCUGCAGUGAUAGCAGAAAUUUUUCUGGCACUGAUGUGGAUAAACCAAUUGUCCUUUGUAUGUGGAUUAGUAAUAACUGCUUCAUGGUAUUUGCAUCUGCUACUAUUUCCUGUCCUUUAGUCUUUAAAAUGUGAAGAGAGCAUGAGGCUCCCCUGUCUCUGAAAAGCACUGUAGCACUGAAUUAAGUGUUACCUUACUGGAGACUUGGACUGGGGUGAGACAUAACCUGAAAAUGGAAUAGCCUUAGUUUGAGUUAUGCAAAUAACACUUCUGUAAGAAAAGAAAAAGGAAUGGUCUGUAUCAUGGCAAGCAGGGAUGCGUGGCAGAGCAAAGACAUUGCUUCAGGCAUUCAACUCUGUAUGGUGACAUUUCUGUGUGGUACACAGAAGCUGUUUACGGUCUAUUCAUUUUUGUAGAUGAAUGUUUGAAAAUUUUCACACACUGAAAAUGAUGAACUUUGAUUCAGUUCCUGUACAAAUUAUUUUUCAAAUACUAUACCUAGUAAUAAAUUCCAUCCCUACAUUAAGCAAUUGACCUCUUAAUCAAGCAUAGAGGGGCAAAAAAAAAUUUCUACUGUUAGUGUUGACAUAACUUGUUGUGCAGCCUGUAACAUUUGAAUAUAUCCUUGUAGACUUGAUUCUGUUACUUUUGCUUUCUCUGCUUAUCCUCUGUGAUUUGACAAAUCCUUCCAUUCUUUUAGGGUCUGCCUUUUACAUAUUUACAUAUUUGUAAAUUUGCUUUAUGCAGGGUUAUGCACAGAGGUCUUCAGAUAGCCUUUUUUUUUUUUUUUUUUUGUAACAUUUAAUGCUGUAUAGAAGUUUUAAUAGGGGUCAUAGCCUUUUUUUUCUUCACUGGGUUGGAUCAACAAGGAAUUCUGACUUUGGGUAUGAAUCUGACUGACUUGAAUGUGUUUUCUGUAAAAUUGAUAAUGCACCAAAACUUACAGAACUUUGACUUCUUCUGAGCCUUUAAUAUACUUGACAAAUACUGAGGCUGGGGAUACAGCAGCAACUACCUGAGCACAGACAACAUAAUCCUAUGAUUUAAAACUAAGCUAUUUUCUUUCAAAAAUGAGUUAAGAUGAGGAGUGUGGGCUUUGAUUACAUAUCCUUACUCUGUUAGAAAGUAUCCCCUCUUUGGAGGUAGCAUGGCACCUGAUUGAUGGGGAAACUGGUUGGAUCUGUAGGAGAAAGAUGUUUGUGUAGUGGUACAAGCCAUUAACUGGCCAAAGUUGAAACUGCUGCAGCAUGAGGUGCUGGAUAGUGUAAAGAUGCUGUAGAAAUGUGAUGUGGCUGGAAAAAAUGCACAAUUAAUUAAAAUUAAGACAAAAAAAUAAAUGAAGGUGAA
Molecule: messenger RNA, 4812 nt
Organism: Rhea pennata
Lineage: Eukaryota; Metazoa; Chordata; Aves; Rheiformes; Rheidae
Gene: NCBP1
Product: nuclear cap binding protein subunit 1
Exons: 23
Coding region: 166-2550 (794 amino acids)
Biological process (GO): nuclear-transcribed mRNA catabolic process, nonsense-mediated decay; mRNA export from nucleus; regulation of mRNA processing
Cellular component (GO): nuclear cap binding complex; nucleus
Molecular function (GO): mRNA binding; RNA cap binding; protein binding
Source: RefSeq, a predicted model, not a curated record